GCGCGCGGCGGCGGAGACGGAGUGCGUCCGGGGGCCGGCCACACGCCGCCGGAGCAAGCCGCGGGGAGCAGGCUGGCCCGCUGCCGAGGCCCCGCCUCUCGGACCUCGGGACUAAUCGGAUUGAAAGCGCGCCGGCCCCGGGCCCCGAACUCGCCAAUUGAGGAGGACGGCGGUCACCGCCCAAUCCGGGGCAGACAGGUGCGAGGUCCGGAAGGUGGAGGCCAAUCGGGAGCGGUUGCGGCCUACUGGGGCAGGGCUCAGCCAAUGAGGAGGCUCGAGUGACAGCCGGGCGCGCCAAUCGAGAGUGAGAAGCGGCCGUGCCCGCCCGCCCUUCCGGCCGGAGCUCUAUUUACCAGGGGCGUGCGGCUCGCUUGCCAAUCGGAGUGCGCCGGAGCGGCCGGACAGCCAACCCCGGAGGAGCGGCUGGCUGGCGGCCGCCGCACCCAGGAGUUGGGAUGUCCUACAAACCUAUCGCGCCGGCCCCCAGCAGUACCCCCGGCUCCAGCACCCCCGGACCAGGCACCCCGGUCCCUACAGCCGGAAGUGUCCCGUCGCCGUCGGGCUCAGUGCCCGGAGCUGCGGCACCUUUCAGACCACUGUUUAAUGACUUUGGACCGCCCUCCAUGGGGUAUGUACAGGCUAUGAAGCCACCCGGUUCCCAGGGCUCUCAGAGCACCUACACGGACCUGCUGUCUGUCAUAGAGGAGAUGGGCAAAGAGAUCCGGCCCACCUAUGCUGGUAGCAAGAGUGCCAUGGAGCGCCUGAAGAGAGGCAUUAUCCACGCUCGGGCACUAGUCAGAGAGUGCCUGGCAGAGACAGAACGCAAUGCCCGCACGUAACAGGAAGCACCUUGACCUCGUCGUCUGGACCUUUCUGGCCACUGCAGAGCACCUGCUUCUCCCUGGCCUUCGCCCCAAGUUGCUUCCUCUCCUGGGCUUCCUGUCCUGUGUCCCUUGGUGGGCACGCUCCAGGAACCAGGCUGCAGGUCUUCCAGUUGGCUGUACGAACUGGGCCCCUCUCUCUGCAGGAGCGGGUCCCAUCCAUGACCUGCUCACAGUGCUGGUCCAACUGGAGCUUGCUCCUUUCUGUGGCCCCACCACGUUGCACUUACUCCUUAACUUAGUCCCUCCAAUAGGAGUGCAGAAGGCCUCCCUUCUGGCCUCACCUCUGGGGCCACAGCCGACUCUUUUUUUGGUGUGUCUUUUACUAAAUAUGCCCUUUUUGUAUAAAUAAAAGAUGAUUUGGAGUCCGUUCUCUUA
This is a messenger RNA of Meriones unguiculatus (Mongolian gerbil), 1259 nucleotides long. RefSeq names its product cyclin dependent kinase 2 associated protein 2 (gene Cdk2ap2). Gene Ontology annotation, cellular component: nucleus; microtubule; cytoplasm. The transcript has 4 exons. Gene Ontology annotation, biological process: regulation of microtubule cytoskeleton organization; negative regulation of G1/S transition of mitotic cell cycle. NCBI's taxonomy places the organism in Eukaryota, Metazoa, Chordata, Mammalia, Rodentia, Muridae. Bases 456 to 839 code for a protein of 127 amino acids. The record is from RefSeq and is a predicted model, not a curated record.